Alternaria ethzedia is the source of this 1098-nucleotide messenger RNA. RefSeq lists its product as uncharacterized. The transcript has a single exon. The coding region runs from base 1 to 1098 and encodes 365 amino acids. NCBI's taxonomy places the organism in Eukaryota, Fungi, Ascomycota, Dothideomycetes, Pleosporales, Pleosporaceae. The record is from RefSeq and is a predicted model, not a curated record.
AUGACCAAGGUCGCUAUCAACGUCGAGGAGAUACAACGGGAGAUCGUGGUCGCCAUCAAGAACAGGAGGAGCAAGCGUAGAGGUGUUGGACGGCCCAAGAAUGAGGACCGGGGCGAUAGCAUCGGAGUCGUCCGCCCAGGCGAUUUGCACGACGCACAUCACGCUCUGGUAGAGGCUCAUAGACUGUACAACAUUGGCAAUGGCUUCUCCCCAGACGGAGACGUUCGGAAUGAAGAGACUGGCAGAGAUUCAAGCGGUGAGAAGACCCCGGAGUACGUUCCAGAGAUGUUGCAAGCGAUGAGAGCAGGACGUCAUUUUCUGAACAACGAUGACGAGCCGGCCGAUGACUUUCGGGCGCCAUCUCAUGAGUCGUCUGAUAUCGAGGACAUUCACCAACGUACUCCUGUACCCUCAGCUUCCUUUCUUGGGCCUAGCAACGUCAUCGGCAAGAUGCCGGCUAUAGGACUGCAUGGCGCUAGCCUGGAAGGAAGGAUCAACGGACUACCGAAUCCACCUUUCCAUUCCAUGCUGAGGAGGAUGAGGCCACCAGUUCCCAUACCACAAGAUGGAUUCGAACAACGACGAGUUGGUGGACGUACGAGAGUAAGCAAAAGCCCAGCGGUAUCACCAGAGCGUGGACCUAGUACACCAGCCAAUGCCCAGGCCAGCCAACAUGACCCGUCCCGCCCGCCCUAUCUGAGCACCGGCCAGGUGAGUCCUCGUAGAGAGGCAAAUGAUCGGCUGAUACGGGAGCGCCCUCAACCUCCGAGGAGGCGGGAGGCUGAAAGUUCCGAUGCUGAUAUGACGCCCCGACGCGUCGCCGGGCGGAAGCGGGGUGUCGAAGAAAUUGAAGAUCGCCUUGACUUCCUGGAUUUCGGCGGUUAUGAUAAAGAGUUUGAGACACCCGAGGACAUGCUCAUGACACUUCGGGCGGAAGACGAAAUGUCACGCAUGACCCAAAAGCGCCUGAAGACCGAAGGGGCAUGGAGCUUGGUUGAGGGUAGAAGAAGGUACUUGCAGCUCAUGCUGGAGGUGGAAGAGCGAAAACAGAGAGCUAGGCAGGAGGCUGCUGCUGCCGCCGACGCAGAUCUUUUGUAG